Messenger RNA from Ostertagia ostertagi, 363 nucleotides. The record is from the annotation of a GenBank genome assembly. Lineage: Eukaryota; Metazoa; Nematoda; Chromadorea; Rhabditida; Trichostrongylidae.
AUGAGAGAGACGUUUGAGAAGCUCAACAAGAAGUACAACAACGGACUGGAGUGGAGCGAAGAUAUUGCCAGUGAAGCCUUACUGGAAUCAAAAUCACGAUCCACUGAGAGCCCUUAUCUGAUGCUCAGAGAAAGGAAGAUCUUCCAGAAGAGUGAUCCCAGAUCACUCGAAAUGAAAGUGUUCAUAACCCUCAGAACAGCCCUUUUCCGAGAAGGAUACCAAAUCCGCCGUCUACCCAACGGUACACAAUACGGAUGCGAUGGAAUUUUCGACACGAAAAGAGAGCACAACAAUCUAUUGUCCUUAGUGUGUCUCUAUGACAAUCACUGUGAACUGUUUCCAUGUUUGCUGUUUUAUCAAUAA